This is a messenger RNA of Chrysemys picta bellii (western painted turtle), 1122 nucleotides long. NCBI's taxonomy places the organism in Eukaryota, Metazoa, Chordata, Testudines, Emydidae. The record is from RefSeq and is a predicted model, not a curated record.
AUGCUCAGUACACCCAAAGUAGCGAAACGGGAGCGGGAGCAGUUUGUGCUGAUGCAGCGGCGGCGGACGCCAGCUGGGAGCUCAGCUGUGCAGCGCUGCCCCAGGGGCCCCGAAAGAACAAGUGAGUGGCCCCGGUGGCGCCGGCUUGCCGCGGCCCCCCGGAUAGCGGGAUGCGGGACAAGUCCCCUAGAAUCGGGACGUCUGGGCACCCUGCUUCCCCCAGACGCGCUCCGCGUUCGGCAGGAUCGGCCCCGGCUGUUCUCCCCUCCGGCCAAGAUGCUGUGGGUGCUGUGGUGUCCCGUGCUGCUGGGAUGGGUCACUGUGGGACCAGACACGGCCCCUCAGGCGAGCGACGGCCCCCAGUUCUGGGCCCGGGCCGGCCAGGACAUCACGCUGGUGUGCAGGGCCCGAGCGCCCCCAAAAGCCGACCUACGUCACCUGCGCAUUCACUGGCACCUCCUGCGGGAGCCGGCGGGGGGCUCCGUGGUGCACAGCUACCACACGGGGGCUGACCAGCUGGGAGACCAGGCCGAGGAGUUCAGGGGCCGGACGCGGCUCCUCCUACAGGGGAUCCGCCAGGGGGUGGUGGCCCUGAGCCUGACCGGUGUGCGGCCCUCGGACAGCGGCACGUACCGGUGCUUCAUCAUGGACAGCCAGGCUGACAGCAUCAUGGACAUCGUCCUCCACGUGGCAGCAGGGCUGCAGGCGCUGGAGCAGCGAUUCCCCGGGUGGGCGAUGGCUGUCGUGACGCUGGCGCUCGUGACCCUCGUGUGCGUGGUGCUGAUCCAUUGGGGGUUGCCGCGUAUCCCCGCCGAAGGGCUUCAUCUUGGAUGGCGAAGAGCGCCCGGCUCCCAGCACUGGCACCGUGUCCGGACGGACCCCCCCGAAGUGGACAUGGCUGAGCGCUAGGUCUGCAUGGCCCCCCCCCUCGUCCGCCCCUCAGCCGGCGGGGAGUGACGGGCUCAGACUGCAGCGGGGAAGAACGGAGGUUUCUGAGGGGAGAGAUGUGACGAAGUGGGGGAUUUUCUUGUUGUUUCCAAUGGUUUGCAUGCGGAGGGGGUGGGACUCAGUUUCCCUGGGUGUUACUGGUUUAACGAGGUGAGGGGAGAGGGAGUAUGUUCU